GUGUUUGCGCCCUGGACAUUCUGGCUGUCCGGCCUGCUGUGCUUCACGCUCUGGCAAAGCUUUUUGCCCGUGAAGCCCUCCACCGUGCCAUUGGACGUGCCGCGGUAUUGGAGACAUCAGGAGUUGCACUCCGAUACCGAAUCGCUAUUGCCCCCGUGA
Symbiodinium pilosum is the source of this 159-nucleotide messenger RNA. NCBI's taxonomy places the organism in Eukaryota, Dinophyceae, Suessiales, Symbiodiniaceae. The record is from the annotation of a GenBank genome assembly.